GUGGCCCGGCGACAUGACCUGAAGCUGAUCGUUACCUCCGCCACGAUGGACUCGAGCAAGUUUGCGACCUUCUUUGGCAAUGUGCCCACAUUUACCAUACCCGGAAGGACGUUUCCCGUGGACGUGAUGUUCAGCAAGAACACGUGCGAGGAUUACGUGGAAUCGGCUGUCAAACAGGCACUGCAGGUGCACUUGACGCCCAACGAGGGCGACAUGCUCAUCUUCAUGCCCGGCCAGGAGGACAUCGAGGUGACGUGCGAGGUGCUGGAGGAGCGGCUGGCGGAGAUCGACAAUGCGCCGGAGCUGAGCAUUCUGCCCAUUUACUCGCAGCUGCCGUCGGAUCUGCAGGCCAAGAUCUUUCAGAAGUCCAGCGAUGGGGUGCGCAAGUGUGUGGUGGCCACCAACAUUGCGGAGACAUCGCUGACCGUCGAUGGAAUCAUCUACGUCAUCGAUUCCGGCUACUGCAAGCUAAAGGUCUACAAUCCACGCAUCGGCAUGGACGCCCUACAGAUCUAUCCCAUUUCGCAGGCCAAUGCCAAUCAGCGCAGUGGUCGUGCCGGACGCACAGGUCCUGGCCAAGCAUUCCGGCUCUACACGCAGCGCCAGUACAAGGACGAGCUGCUGGCCCUCACCGUACCGGAGAUCCAGCGCACCAAUCUGGCCAACACGGUGCUGCUGCUCAAGUCGCUGGGCGUCGUCGACCUGCUGCAGUUCCACUUCAUGGACCCCCCGCCCCAGGACAACAUCCUCAACUCGCUGUACCAGCUGUGGAUCCUCGGUGCCCUCGACCACACCGGCGCCCUCACCACGCUGGGCCGCCAGAUGGCCGAGUUCCCGCUGGAUCCGCCCCAGUGCCAGAUGCUCAUCGUCGCCUGCCGCAUCCAGUGCAGCGCCGAGGUCCUCAUUAUAGUGUCCAUGUUGUCCGUGCCGUCGAUCUUCUACCGACCGAAGGGCCGCGAGGAGGAGGCUGAUGGAGUGCGCGAGAAGUUCCAGGUGCCCGAGUCCGACCACCUGACCUACCUCAAUGUGUAUCAGCAGUGGCGCCAGAACAAUUACAGUUCGUCGUGGUGCAACGAGCACUUCAUUCACGUCAAGGCGAUGCGGAAGGUGCGCGAGGUGCGGCAGCAGCUGAAGGACAUCAUGUUGCAGCAGAAUCUGAGCGUGAAGAGCUGCGGCACCGACUGGGACAUAGUGCGCAAGUGCAUCUGCUCGGCGUACUUCUAUCAGGCGGCCAGGCUGAAGGGCAUCGGGGAGUAUGUGAACUUGCGUACGGGGAUGCCCUGCCAUCUGCAUCCAACGUCCGCUUUGUAUGGGCUGGGCACCACACCCGACUAUGUCGUUUACCAUGAACUGAUCAUGACGGCCAAGGAGUACAUGCAGUGCGCCACCGCCGUCGAUGGCUAUUGGCUGGCCGAGCUUGGACCCAUGUUCUUCUCCGUCAAGGAGUCCGGUCGCAGUGGCCGCGAGAAGAAGAAACAGGCGGCGGAGCAUCUCAAGGAGAUGGAGGAGCAGAUGCUGAAGGCCCAGCACGAGAUGGAGGAGCGCAAACAGCAGGCGGCCGAUAGGGAGGAGCAGCUGGCCGCCAAGCAGGAGAUCGCCACCCCGGGCAAUGCCACGCCCCGUCGCACGCCGUCCAGGAUCGGCCUCUGAUUUAUAUUGGUUUCGCAUCUGCAUCAGCAUCUGCAUCUGCAUCUGUUUCUGUAUCUGUUCAUUCUUUCUAUUCAUACAUAAGUUUAACAACAACUAUUUUUUGUUUUGCUAUACACCAUAAUAAAGAAUCAUUGUAAACUGGAGCAAA
This is a messenger RNA of Drosophila gunungcola (fruit fly), 1798 nucleotides long. Its product is annotated as pre-mRNA-splicing factor ATP-dependent RNA helicase PRP16-like. NCBI's taxonomy places the organism in Eukaryota, Metazoa, Arthropoda, Insecta, Diptera, Drosophilidae. Gene Ontology annotation, biological process: mRNA splicing, via spliceosome. Gene Ontology annotation, molecular function: RNA binding. Gene Ontology annotation, cellular component: intracellular anatomical structure; spliceosomal complex. The coding region runs from base 46 to 1650 and encodes 534 amino acids. The transcript is spliced from 3 exons. The record is from RefSeq and is a predicted model, not a curated record.